GCCUAUCAAACACCAGCUACGGAAGCUCACCCAGCUACUUUCUGAGAGAAAAUGGCCUUCGUUGGAAAAGUUGCGUACUUGGUUAGGACCUCUAUCAGGGGCUCGCGAAUUUUGAAAGGUUUAACAUGGCGCCGAGCUGUCGUCUGUGGCACUGUUGUCGCGACUGGAUUUAUGGGUUAUUCUUACCAAUAUAACGUGAACCGAAGCGUUCCUCUCUUCGUCGUUCACGCUGAAGAGCAAAAAGAGCCUGCAGCUCCCCAAAUGUCUGCCAGAAAGAUGCGUUUCAUCCAGUUUGCCUCAAUUGUCUAUGAAGAAGAGCCCUACAUGACCCCGAGAGACUUCCUCUUCUCUGUGAUGCUGGAGGAUGUUGAUCGAAAGCUCCAGAAGAGAGUCCUAACAACAAAAGAACGAGAACAGAUGAUGGUGGCUGCUUCCGAAGCUCGGCCUGGCAAUACUUUGUUCAGAUUUUGGGGUGACAAUGGUUUGAUAACCUACACAGAGUACCUGUUUUUGCUGACUAUUCUGACAAAGCCGCAAACAGGAUUUCACAUUGCGUUCAAAAUGCUCGACGUGGAUGGCAACGAGCAAGUGGAUAAAAAGGAGUUCAUGAAGCUGAAGAAAAUCAUUGGAAAAAAUAAAAGGAGAAUUUCAAAGGACAACCCAGAGAGAUCAGUUGAGGAUGGAGACCACGUGAACACGACGCUGCAGGCGUACUUCUUCGGAAAGAGUGGCGAAAACAAGUUGCAAUAUCAACAGUUCCGCAAGUUCAUGGAGGAUCUCCAGGCCGAGGUCCAGGAGAUGGAGUUCCUACAGUUCUCCAAAGGAAUGGACACCAUGCGACGGGAGGACUUUGCCGAGUGGCUGCUCCAUUACACCAACGAGGAAGACAAUGAGGUUUACUGGGAAAACAUGAGGAAGAGGAUCCCUGCUGGCCAGAGCAUCACAUUUGAGGAGUUCAAAGCCUUCUGCCUGUUCACCAACAAUCUGGAGGAUUUUGCUUUUUCCAUGAAGAUGAUCAGUGAAGCCAACCGUCCUGUGGGAAUGGCCCAGUUCAAGCGUGCCGUGAGGAUAGCCACAGGCCACGACCUGUCUGAGAACGUGUUGGACACUGUGUUUAAACUCUUCGACAUGGACGGGGACCACUGCCUGAGCCACAAGGAGUUCAUUGGAGUGAUGAAGGACAGAGUCUUGCGGGGGCUAAAGGUGCAUCCACAGAAUGGCUUCUCUGGCUACUGGAAAUGUGUGAAGCGGGAGACCCUCAAAGGCGCUCAGGAAGCCAUGGGAGGCGGCAGAUGUCCCAUCUGAGCAUCCGAUCGACCGAGGACACGUCUGAGACCCGCCACGGCUCCACCCGAGUGUGCAUUUCAUCAGUCGAGAGCAAAGUGUCCCAUCCACUUUUGUUGAUGAGUCAAUGUUUCAAGAGCAAAAUUGUAUCUUUGUAAUAUUGAGGGAAAAAAAUGUAAUACAUUUUUCUACCACUAAAUGUCAAGGAGUCAUGUUUUGAGGAUGUUAAUAUUACAAGAAAAUUUGGGGUGGGUAUGUUUUUCAAAGAAACAGUCAUUCAGUCAUGACACCAUAUAAAUACAUUCAAGAAUGAAGGAGAAACCAAGGGAAUGAAAUCAAUCUGGAAAAAGGUUACAAAACCAUUUUCGAGACUAUUCAAGAGCCUGGCUUCGGCCCUCAUUCAGAGCUGCUCCUUUCCACAUCCCUGCAGACCUCCACCACCGUCAAUAUGUGCCAUUGCCACCAAACGAUUGUCAAAAUCAAAUUACCUCUUCAUGUAAAUAUAAUGCAUAGUUUAAAAUAGCAACUUUGUCCUCUCGCUUUCAAACGUACCGGUACUCUAAAUAUAAAUCAUAUAAAAACAGAUUUGAAAAUAAUGGAAAAGCAAAUGCGUCCUCUCGCUUUGCCAACUGAGUUCAUGAUUUUGGAAUCAGGUAUAAAUAGUUUUGAAAUUCCUGACCUUAGCAACCUGAAAUUAUGAAUGCUGAGGCUUAUUUUUCCAAUUUCUAUUCAAUUCAGCAUUUUCUGCUGCACAUGAAUAAAAAAGGUGCUGUAUUUCAAACAACAAUAAACGCACAGAAGAGUGA
Hippocampus zosterae (dwarf seahorse) is the source of this 2090-nucleotide messenger RNA. RefSeq names its product mitochondrial calcium uptake 2 (gene micu2). Bases 52 to 1305 code for a protein of 417 amino acids. Gene Ontology annotation, molecular function: calcium ion binding. The transcript has 12 exons. Lineage: Eukaryota; Metazoa; Chordata; Actinopteri; Syngnathiformes; Syngnathidae. Gene Ontology annotation, biological process: calcium import into the mitochondrion; mitochondrial calcium ion homeostasis. Gene Ontology annotation, cellular component: uniplex complex. The record is from RefSeq and is a predicted model, not a curated record.